Messenger RNA from Thermothielavioides terrestris NRRL 8126, 3871 nucleotides. RefSeq lists its product as uncharacterized. Gene Ontology annotation, biological process: endoplasmic reticulum unfolded protein response; negative regulation of hypoxia-induced intrinsic apoptotic signaling pathway; cellular response to hypoxia. Bases 169 to 3462 code for a protein of 1097 amino acids. The transcript has a single exon. Gene Ontology annotation, cellular component: endoplasmic reticulum chaperone complex. Gene Ontology annotation, molecular function: ATP binding; ATP-dependent protein folding chaperone. The record is from RefSeq and is a predicted model, not a curated record. Lineage: Eukaryota; Fungi; Ascomycota; Sordariomycetes; Sordariales; Chaetomiaceae.
UCCCUGGCCUUCCAUCGCCAGGUACAAGACUUGCCACACCGCAGCAGAGGCCGACCCAACGACAACAGCACCAGACCACAUUACCUUCUACUGCAACUCUCAACAGCUACAUUGACGACACCACCCUUUCCCGCUUGCUUUCCCGCCCGGCCCGUCCACCCACUCAUCAUGGCGCGACCACGGCCCCCAAGCCCGUCCGCCCUCCUCCUGCCCCUCCUCCUCCUCCUCGGCCUGCUCGCCCCGCCCGCGCUCGCCGUCUCCGCCGUGCUCGGCGUCGACCUCGGCACAGAGUACAUCAAGGCGGCGCUGGUCAAACCCGGCAUCCCGCUCCAGAUCGUGCUGACCAAGGACUCGCGCCGCAAGGAAAUCUCGGCCGUGACUUUCAAGCCAUCCUCCUCCUCGGCGGGUACUGGCGCGGCGGCGGGCGCGGGCGUUGCGUUUCCCGAGCGGGCGUACGGUUCCGACGCGAUGGCGCUCGCCGCCCGCUUCCCCGGCGACGUCUACCCGAACCUGAAGCCGCUCUUGGGACUGCCGGCGGGCAGCGCCGAGGUCGGCGAGUACGCGCGGCGGCACCCGGCGCUGAAGGUCGAGGCGCACAGGACAAGGGGCACGGCGGCGUUUCGCAGCGCCGGCGCGUUCGCUGACGCCGAGGAGCCCUGGAUGGUCGAGGAGCUGCUCGCCAUGGAGCUGCAGAGUAUACGGGCGAACGCGGAGGCGCUGGCCGGGUCUGGAAUUUCCGUGCGCUCGGCGGUGCUGACGGUGCCGGCGUUCUACACGACGGAGGAGAAGCGUGCGGUCGAGCUGGCGGCUGAGUUGGCCGGGUUCAAGGUGCUGAGCUUGAUCAGCGAUGGGUUGGCGGUCGGGCUGCACUACGCGACGAGCAGGCAGUUCCCGAAUGUCAACGAGGGCGGGAAGCCGGAGUAUCACAUGGUGUUUGAUAUGGGCGCCGGCUCGACCAAGGCCACGGUGUUGCGGUUCCAGAGCAGGACGGUCAAGGACGUCGGCAAGUUCAACAAGACCGUGCAGGAGGUGCAGGUCGUUGGGAGCGGCUGGGACCGGACGCUGGGUGGCGACGCGCUCAACUACCUCAUCGUGGACGACAUGAUCGCGCAGUUUGCGAGCUCACCGAAGGCCAAGCAGGCGGGGGUGGACGCCGAGGCCGUCAAGGCGCACGGCCGCACCAUCGCCAAGCUGACCAAGGAGGCGGAGCGCGUCCGGCACGUCCUCAGCGCCAACCAAAACACCCAGGCCAGCUUCGAGGGGCUCUACGAUGACAUUGACUUCCGGUACAAGGUCACCCGGGCUGAGUUCGAGGAGAUGGCGACGUCUCACGCCGAGCGCGUCGGCGUGGCUGUGCAGAACGCCCUCACCGCGGCCGGCAUCGAGCUGAAGGACCUCGACUCGGUGAUUCUGCAUGGCGGCGCGUCCCGCACGCCGUUCGUGCAGAGGGAGCUCGAGAAGGUGCUCGGCGGCGGGGACAAGAUCCGCACCAACGUCAACUCGGACGAGGCCGCCGUGUUUGGCGCCGGUUUCCGGGCGGCCGAGCUCAGCCCCAGCUUCCGCGUCAAGGAGAUCCGCGUCGCCGAGGGCGCUGCGUAUCCUGCCGGCAUGAAGUGGAAGACGGACGACGGCAAGGAGAGGCGGCAGCAGCUGUGGACCGCCGCGUCGCACCUCGGCGCGGCUGCUAAGGAGGUCACGUUUACGAACCGCGAGGACUUCUCGGUUACCUUCUACCAGACGGUCCCUGCGCCGGGGUCUGAUGCCGGGUCGGUCGAUGCCGAGACCAAGGUGCUGACUACCAAGAACUUGACCGCCUCGGUGGCGGAGCUCGUCGAGAAGCACAAGUGCGAGAAGGCCGAUAUCCGGCUCAAGAUGGGCGUGCGUCUGGCGAGCGACAACGGCGAGGUUGAGGUGACCAAGGUUGCUGUCGAGUGCGAGGCCGACGUUCCCGAGAAAGAGGGCUUCGUGGACGGCGUGAAGAACUUGUUUGGCUUUGGCAAGAAGGAGCAGCAGCCGCUGAAGGGCGACGAGUCGUCCAAAGAGGCCGAGGUUGAGGCCGAGACCUCGUCUUCGUCCUCGGUUACCGAGAGCAGUGCUACCACCUCGACACCCGCCUCGAGCUCCACCUCCUCCUGGGCCGAGGCGUCCAGCUCUGCCGACGCCAAGCCUGCGGAAAAGAAGAAAGAACUUGUCGUGAUCCGAGUCCAGUUCACGUUGGAGAAGGCCGGCAUCCCGCAGCUUUCUAAGGCGGAUCUUACGGCCGUCAAGGACCGCCUCAAGGCCUUCGAGGCUUCAGACCGUGCGCGGCGAGAGCGGGAAGAGGCGCUGAACCAGCUCGAAGGCUUCACUUACAAGGUCCGGGAACUCGUAGAGAAGGAGGACUUCAUCAAGCACUCGACCGCUGAGGAGCGGGCUACGCUGGAGAAGAAGAACAGUGAAGCCAGCGACUGGCUCUACGGCGACGGCGCGGACGCCCCGAAGGAGGAGUUCAAGAGCAAGCUAAAGGAGCUGCAGGCCAUUGUGGGCCCCAUCCAGAAGCGCAUCGACGAGGCGGCCAAGCGGCCCGAGCUCGUCAAGGGCCUGCAGGAGGCGCUCAAGAGCACCAACGAGUUCGUCCUCGACAUGAAGAAGAAGAUCGCCGAGUACGAGGCCUUCCACGCGUCAAAGUCUGCGUCGGCCGCCUCGUCUACGUCUACCAGCGCCGAAGAGGCUUCCACCACACCUGCCCCUGCCUCUACCUCGACAGGCGACUUCGACGGCCUAGAAGACGACGAAACAAGCACUACGACCGCCACUGCCCAGGACCCGAUGGAGCAGCUCGCCAAGGAGCGCGGCCCGGUCCCGCCGCUGUACACGGUCGAGGACCUCCGGGAGAGCGAGGAGCUGUACGCGUCCAUCUCGGCCUGGCUCGCGGAGAAGCUGGCGGCGCAGGACCAGCUGGGGCCGACCGACGACCCGGUGCUGCUGACCUCGGAGCUGACCGAGAAGCGCGAGAGGCUCGACAAGGCCGGCAUCGACCUCGCCAUGAAGGGGGUGCGCAACUUUGAGCGCCGCAAGGACGGCGGCAGCAAGACGGCCAAGGGCAAGGGCAAGGGCAAGGGCGGCAAGGCGUCCGCCGGCUCGGCAACGAAGCCGGCCAAGCCGGCGCAGACCAUCAAGUUGCGCCCGGGCGAGGACGGCAAGAUGCCGUCGCAGGAGGAGAUUGAUGAGAUGUUGAAGGCGUUUGCCAAGGAGGCGGAUGAGGCGAAGAAGGCGGAUGAGCAGCAGCAGCAGGAGGAGGGGCAGAAGCAGCAGCAGCAGGAGGGGCAGCAACAACAGCAGGAGGGGCAGCAGCAGGAGGAGCAGCAGCAGCAGGCGGCGGAACAGCCCCAGCAGGAGGAGCAGCAGCAGCACGGUGCGCAGGUCGGAGAGGAGCAAGGGCAAGAGAAGAAGGAGGAACAGCAGGGGCAUGACGAGCUGUAACUUAACCUUCCUGACCUAGCUGGCCGGCUAUAGAGAGAGGAAGCGGUUCGAGCGUCGGCAGGUUUGAUGCAUGGGCAUGGAGUUCCGGGCAUUGUAGAUACGGCAUUUGUUAGAGAUAACUCCUCGCUCCUGGAGAAUACAAAAAGAGGGAUUUGGCAUGCGUUCCUCCUCCGUCUGGCGUGCGGUCGGUUUUCCACCUGUGCCUAAACCACCCAACCUGGUCUUCCUAUACUCUCUUUCUGAGUGGUGCAGUACGGAAGCACUUGCUGCUCGCUGUUGCAGCGUUGCGUUCGGUCUUCCCCGGCAGGUUGUUGUCCGUCCGUCUCCCUCCUUGCUUUACAUCAUCCUACGCAGGACGCAUUUUGUCAUUCACCUCGGCCUCGGGCUAGUAAGGUAGCCGUUCUUCACC